AGUCGAGAAAGUUGGCAGUAUUUGUUGCGUUCGUACGGUGCGAAACUUCCACGAUAGCUGUUGCUUAGGUUAUUGAUUUCCAACCACCUGACAUGCUUCGGGAAAACGAAAAAUGUUUUGAAGGGUGACGAGUGACUGUUGAACAACAGUUUUUUGUGUUUAGAGAUGGCAGACACUGAUCCACAAUUAAAACGGCUUCUACUUCCGGCAGAAGAAACAUUAUUUGAACAGUUACUACGAUUUGGCCUGUAUAUUGGAGCAGUCUUCCAAGUUAUAUGUUUAUUGGCCAUUGUUGUUUAUCAAGCUGGCCCAUCUGAUGGCAUUGCAGCAUUAAAGGACGACCCAAGCGAUGUGGAAUAUUCAGAAAACAGUCCUCAGGUUACCCCCAGAAAACCUCAUCGACCAAGGAAGCAAGAGAAGAAAAAAAGACGAUAAAUCGUUUUGUUGCCCUGAUAAAAUGAACAUGCUACAAUAAUCUAUGUAAAAAAGACUGCCAUUAGGUAUUAUUAUUAUUAUUUGUGCAAUGUAUUCCACGAUAAUUUAUUAAUCUACCGAGAAAUGUAUAUGAUAGAUGUAUUUAUACUUGACUUUGUACAACUAUUUUCAUAGUGGAGAUUAAAAGUAU
Messenger RNA from Dufourea novaeangliae, 625 nucleotides. Its product is annotated as protein MANBAL. Bases 166 to 435 code for a protein of 89 amino acids. The record is from RefSeq and is a predicted model, not a curated record. NCBI's taxonomy places the organism in Eukaryota, Metazoa, Arthropoda, Insecta, Hymenoptera, Halictidae. The transcript is spliced from 3 exons. Gene Ontology annotation, cellular component: membrane.